AUGUGCACCACCAAAGUCUUUGUCACUGUCCACCAGGACGGACACCGCUCGACCACCUCGCAGGUCUUGCUGUGCCCGGCGUCGCGCCGCAACCGUCCCUGCGCCGACCACACCGUGGUGCAGCAGCCGGCAUCGCGAGACCAGCUGCCUCAUGCGCCGGCCGCACCCGCAAUCUCGUUUCCCCCGACGCCCGAGUACUCUCCGCGACCGUCCUCCAACUAUUCUCCUCGUCCGUCCAACUACUCUCCUCGUCCCUCGAGCCGCGGCUCUGCCGACCCUCACUCGUCGUCUCGUCACUCGUCCCGCCACUCGUCCACAUCGUCCUCGCGGCGACGCGAGCCGGGCAUCUACGUCAACGGCCAGCGCAUGGUCAAUGCAUACAGCAGCAGCAGUCGUCCAGAGCGCGUCAUGCUGGUGCCGCACCCGCCUACGCCGCGCACGCCGCCGCAGAGCAACAGCAUGCCGCGCACGGCACCCUCGUCGCCCUCUGCCAACCUCGCCAUCCCCUACAGCAGCUCCCCCCGCCAGCACUACAACCAGCCAUACCUCGUGGACGAGCGUCAGCGCGGAUUGCAUCAUCAUCAUCACGUUGCGGUCCAGCCGGCCUCGCCCGUCAGCAGCUCCUCGCGACACUCGCGCCAGACAUCGGCCAGCUCGCAGGGCAGUCGUCGCUCCUUCUCUUCUGCUGCGGAUGACGAGGAGCGUCGCCGGCGGAGGGAUGAGCGUGGCGAGCGUCGCAGCUCGCGCAAGACGGAUGAGCUCCGCGACCGCAUCAAGCAUGCAAACGACGAAAUUGCCAACCGUCCCGCUGUGCGUACCGUCGAUGAGCAGCAGCCGCAGCCGCAGUCGCAGCAGCCUGUGACGGAGCGUCGCAGCCGUCGAGAUGGGCACGAGGAAUUAGGCGGCGUCAUGAGCCGUCUGAAUGUCGAGGACAAAAACUGGAGGCAACGCAGAGCAUACGAAAAGGCUGCGAUGCUAGAGCAGGAGGAGAUUGAGGCGCAGAAUCAGCGUAUGCGGGAGCGCACCGUGCCACAGCGUCGCGCGACGGUAGGGCCUGGAAGCCGUCGUCACCGCAUCGCCUAUGAUGACGGUCUCUACCGCUGGGAGUAG
Molecule: messenger RNA, 1110 nt
Organism: Beauveria bassiana ARSEF 2860
Lineage: Eukaryota; Fungi; Ascomycota; Sordariomycetes; Hypocreales; Cordycipitaceae
Exons: 1
Coding region: 1-1110 (369 amino acids)
Source: RefSeq, a predicted model, not a curated record